UCGUGCACACUGCGAGUCUCUUGAAGAUCUGUUCAUGCGGUAGGGUCAGAACAUCAUGGAGGUGCUGGAUGUCCUAAAUCUGGGCGAAAUAGCCCAGUAUUUCUCGAAAAUGGCGAUGUUUCCAGUUUUUGAUUUAGCUUAUUAUAUCGUGUCAAUAAUCUACCUCAAAUAUGAACCAGGUGCUGUAGAAGUGUCCCGUAAAAGCCCAGUGGCCUCAUGGCUUUGUGCAAUGCUCUACUGCUUUGGAAGCUACAUACUAGCAGACAUCAUGCUCGGUGUGUCUCCAAUCGACUACUUCCAUAACAACAGUCACAUCCUCCUGGCCUCAGCUGUGUGGUACUUGAUUUUCUACUGCCCUCUUAACCUGUUCUACAAAUGUGUGGCGUUUCUGCCUGUGAAACUUGUGCUGGUGGCAUUGAAAGAAGUGGUCCGCACACGCAAGAUUGCUGCAGGAGUUCAUCACGCUUACCAUGUAUAUCACCAUGGCUGGCUGAUCAUGGUCAUUACCGGUUAUGUUAAGGGGUCAGGGGUCGCUCUCAUGUCCAAUUUUGAGCAGCUGUUGCGAGGAGUCUGGAAGCCAGAGACCAAUGAAGUUCUCAACAUGUCAUUCCCUACCAAGGCCAGUCUGUAUGGAGCCAUUCUGUUCACCCUUCAGGAGGCUCACGUGCUCCCUGUGUCUAAAAGCACACUCAUCUGCCUCUUCACACUCUUCAUGGCCACAACCAAGGUGUUUAUGACGGCCCGUCACUCUCACGGGUCACCCUUCGCCCUCCUCGAGUCCUGGCUGUGCCACCUACUCUUCGGUUCGCCUCUUGGUAUUGAAGAUGCCCAUGAUCACCAUCACUCUGCAGCAGCCGCUGCCUCUGCGCCCCUCUCGCCCGCCAAAACCAAAGAGGAACUGAGUGAAGUUACCCGCAAGAGGAAGUCCAAAAAAGCAGAGUAGCGUUUCAUCACAAAAUCAUCAACCCAGCCUGUGAUUGGAGAAGGAGGGAAUCUGAAGUUAAACCAGUGCAAGCUUCUCUUUCAGUGGUGCUUUUAAUGACAGACAUGCCACAUAGGGACUCUGUAUAUAGCUUCCCUCCUCUUUUCCAACAUCUGUGUCUUUAUUUUUCGUAAUGUUUUCCAUCAUUCAAGCCCUAU
Carassius carassius (crucian carp) is the source of this 1140-nucleotide messenger RNA. RefSeq names its product trimeric intracellular cation channel type A. The transcript is spliced from 6 exons. Lineage: Eukaryota; Metazoa; Chordata; Actinopteri; Cypriniformes; Cyprinidae. Gene Ontology annotation, molecular function: identical protein binding; potassium channel activity. Gene Ontology annotation, biological process: potassium ion transmembrane transport. The record is from RefSeq and is a predicted model, not a curated record. Bases 56 to 943 code for a protein of 295 amino acids. Gene Ontology annotation, cellular component: membrane.